AAUGUAUACAAUUUUUUUUUUUUAUUGAUUGUAAUUGUAAAAGUGAUUCGGUAAAUGAUAUUAUAAAAAUUAGUUAUUCAAUAGUUUCUGGUGUAUCCUGAAGUUUAUUUCGUUAAAUUUAAAAUAUUUCUAUUGAAAUUCUCUUCACAACUUUAGGGUGUUGAAUGGAGCUGCUGGUUUGUAGUGGUCACCACACAUGACAUACUCUGUAAAACCCCAUUUCCUUCACUCACCACUGUUAUUUCAGUUCUAGUUGGUAAUUUUAAGUGCUUGUUUAUUUUUGUGAAUUUAAACUGAAGGUGUUUUGUGGAUUUACACAUUAUGUUUUAUCAUUAAAUUUCCAUAAACGAAAGAGCAAUGAUAUUCAUCUUAAAUAAAAUGAAUUAAAAUGCAAUAAAUAUAAUUCACUCUAAGCACUGAAAAUAACAUACACAAUUAAAAGAUUUUUUUCAACAAUACAACACAACACAUUUAUUCCGAAAAACUCAACUGCAACUGUUACUUUGACAGUUAAUUUAGAUCACACUAAUUCAUUUUAAAAUGCUGUUUGUAUACAUAUGAUAUUCAUUAACAUAAAUUAUUUUUUACAUAAUUAUUGCUUACUUCCACAUAUUUUGAUCUUGAAUAUUUGGCACUUCAGAUUUAUCUAACUAAUAAUAACUAAUUAAGGAUUAUGCACAGCUUCUGCUUCAUUAUCUUAAACUCUUUAAGCUGAACAGUGGGAAUCGAUAUAUAGAAAACUUACCACCACUCCAACUCUCAUGCACUUAAUUUCAUAAAAUUCUAAAUUCACAUUCACAAUCAUAAAAUUCAGCUCAUUGCAUUUAUUUCACAUACACAUCACAGAAUUUUACAUACAUCUUCAUUCAUCAACAAUUUUAAACUCAUUGUUUUGAAAAAAAAAAUUUUUUUUAAGUAUAAAAUAAUUUAUUGAUAUUAUGAUAAUUAGAUUGGACCCUGUCUUACACAUAAUCGAAAAGCUGUCAAUAAAGCAUCAUCAUUAAACUAAACGUUUUAUAAAAUGAUUUUUCUCUGAAAAUAUUUUGGCACUACAUUAUUUCUUGUUUUCUUUACCUGUAUGACCUUACACACAUUUAAAAUGUGAAAACAAUGUUUAAGACAUUUGAUGAUUUUGAUACAAUAUGAAUCUGAAUUAUUCACAAUAUACAUCUAUUUUCUGGAAUAUUUAAAGAAAAUAUAUCAUACCAAGUUGACAAUAAUUUAACAAUACUCCAUAAGAACUAUAUAAGUUGAAGAUGAAGUUGUAUUUAGUGGAUUCGUUCGUAUGAAUAUUCAAAUAAUGACCUUUUAAUACCAACACACAGGUUUAAUUGAAACGUAGAAACAUCACCACAACAGAGUUCACCUUGCGCUUUGGCUAUGUAAUACCCGGCCGUCAAUAGAGCAGAGAGUUUUAUAUGCGGGGGCGUGUUGUUUACAUUUGUCACAGGCCAUUAUUUCAGCAGCUGAUCGCGGUUCUUCGGAAACGUUCGUGUGCAUUCGGCAGAUGCCUUCGCCGGAGGCGUGUCAGAUUGUAUUGAGAAGGGGGAGGAAAUGCAGAAGUUGUGUGAGGAAAGGGAGGGACGGAUUGCGGCGCUCUGCGUCUUGCAGGUGGUCCGUUAAGUAUGUGUAGUGUCAGUGGGUUUUAAUGAUUGCGAUUGUUGUGACGUUCGAAUCCACAAUGAAAUUUGCAACUUUGAAUCCACUUCUCUCAGAGUAUAAUGGUCUGAUCACAGCUACCAGAAACGACAAACAAUCAGAGUGGCAUGCAGCAAUCGUGUGUCUCCAGUCCGACCAGCACGUGGUGUCACGCACGAAGAGCUGGUGUCGCAGGGAGGUGCAAAUGCGGACGUUCGUAAAUAUAUUCUGAUGCCAUCGCUGAUUUGUGUUAUAAAUCUCCCUGAGACAUUGCCUGCCAGGGGUGACACAUCACGUGAGAGCUCUUUUCGCCCAGUUGAAUGAUUUUCUCCCGAGAUGAUCUCUGUGGGGGACUGCAGCUGUUCGGCUUGCGCGAGGAGGCGAAGACCUAAGACAUAAAUACAUAUCUCAAAACAACGCUGCAGGUUUCUGGACAGUGUUACACAAUGCCAGGAAUCGAACGUUCAAUAUGAAAAAUGGGCAAUUAUCAUAAUCAUGCUUUCGAUGUAACUAGAAAGGAAGGCUAGUAUUGCGAGAAUAUUGCGACAGCAGUUGCACCAAACAGUAUCGACGCUGUUCGCAAGGCAAAGCAGAGGCACCGCGUUCCCUGCGCCGUAAAGAUGCGCCGUAGACCAGUUAGUUCAUAAAAUGAAGUCGGAAUCAAAAACUUUGUUGACAGCUCAAACAGAAAAGCCAAAUCAUUACUCGUAUUUAAAGGAAUUUCGUGUGGAGCAGUGUCCAUUGUUUCUUCAGCAUAAAUGUACUCAACACAGACCUUUCACUUGUUUCCACUGGCAUUUUAUGAAUCAGCGUCGUCGUAGGCCUGUGAGAAAAAGAGAUGGAUCAUUUAAUUAUAGUGCAGACAACUACUGCACAAAAUUUGAUGAAACUACGGGGUUAUGUCCUGAAGGAGACGAGUGCCCAUAUUUACAUCGCACUGCUGGUGACACAGAACGUCGCUAUCACUUGAGAUACUAUAAAACAUGUAUGUGUGUUCAUGAUACAGAUACAAGGGGUUUCUGUGUUAAAAAUGGACCUCAUUGUGCUUUUGCACAUGGAAAUCAUGAUUUGAGGCCACCUGUUUAUGAUAUAAAAGAACUGCAGGCAUUAGAAAAUCCAGAUUCUGAUCCAAAUUCUGUAAGCAAUGGGCCCAAUGUGUUGGACAAGGAGAGAAAUCUAAUGAAUGAAGAUCCUAAAUGGCAAGAUACUGGUUAUGUAUUAGCAAAUUAUAAGACUGAACUCUGCAAGCGACCCCCACGACUAUGUAGACAAGGCUAUGCUUGCCCUCAGUAUCAUAAUAGUAGAGAUAAAAGAAGAAGUCCAAGAAAAUUCAAAUAUAGGUCUACACCAUGCCCGAAUGUGAAACAUGGAGAUGAAUGGGGUGAACCCAACAAUUGUGACAGUGGUGACCAGUGUGCAUAUUGUCAUACUAGGACAGAACAGCAGUUUCACCCAGAAAUCUAUAAAUCAACAAAAUGUAAUGAUAUUCAAACAACUGGUUACUGUCCUCGUGGAGUCUUUUGUGCUUUUGCCCAUGUUGAACAGGAAAUGAAUCUUGCCAGAGACCUUGCAGCUCGUGUAGACUCUGGAAUGAAUCUGGCUGAUAUACUUUCAAAUGCAUUACCAUCUGAGAAGAAGGAAAACAACUGUCAAGAUUCUAAAAGAGAAGAGAAGAGUAGUGACUCCUCUAAUGGUAGUGGAGAAGUUUCUGAAUCAGCUUCAACUAGCAGCACUGGCUCAAAUAGUUCUCAUAGUAAAGCUCCUGGUUCUCAGCUAACUCAUCAUAAAAAUAACAGUCUUCAUAGUAGUGCGUUUGGAAGUCUUAGUAGCAAUCACCAAGAUGUUAUGCAUGCUAGUAUUAUUAGGAAACAAAUAAUGGAAAUUGAUACUGAUCCCAUUCUGAACCCUCUGGAAAAAGCUCAAAAGAAACAAAGCAUAUAUCUAGCUCAUAGUAUUAACAACUCUACACCGCUUGCAUCAGCAGUAUCUCCUCUUGCUAUGCCGUUUUAUCCCACUAGUGAUACUGUUGAAUCUGUUGUAGGAAAUGCAUUAGAUGACUUAACACUAGAUGAACCACUUAAUUUAGCUGCAUCAUUAGACAAAGAUUUAGAAGCUGAUUCUCCUGUUAGCAAUUCUAUUUCUGCAGGAUUAGCAAGUUCAGGAAUGCUAGGAAGUUCAGCUCCUGUAAACAUACCUGGUAGUGCAUUAAGUGAAAGAACUGGUUUAGGGAACUUUUCUCCAUCAACAUCUUCGCCUUUACAACAAUUACAGUCUAGCUUUUUAUCAACACGUUUUUCUCAUCAAGAUUCAUUGGAUUCUAGCUCUGCCUUUUUAAAUCCACCACACAUGCAGCUGAGUAGCAGUGCAUCAAAAAUUGGUAGUUUUUCAUCAACAGCAAGCUUAUUUGAAUUUAAUUCUCAUCAAAAUAUGUCUCCCAGUAAUCGUGGAAAUCAUAAUUCUUCUCUAAUAAACAAUUUUUCUAUAAGUUCAUCAAUAGGCACAAAUUUAACUAGUGAGUUACAGAUGCAAAGAUUAUGUGAAGAACUUGUUAGCAGUAGAUCAAAAUUAGCUUCCUGGGAUGAGAGGAUAGCUCAAGCUCGUUCAGCUUGUGAAGCCUGGCAACGAGAAUCAGAGGAGUCAAAUCGGAAAGCAAAUAUAGCAGAACAGCAACGUGAUGAGGCAAUAUCUCAAGCAAAAGCUCUUCAGAAAGAAGUAGAUCUCUUACAAGGUAGUCCUUAUUUACAUGGUUUACGAAGAGUCUCUGAAUUGAAAACUCUUUCUCUUGCAACAUUAAAAUCAUUAGAAUCUCAACUGAAGAAUGAUCUGGAGGAAAUUCAAAAGAUAAUUUAUUUGCAGACUGCCACAAAAUGUAUGGUGUGCGAGGAAGGGGUUCGCAGUGUCACAUUGAAUCCUUGCAAUCAUUUUGUUCUGUGUAGUAAAUGUGUUACCACACAGAAGGAAUGCCCUUACUGCCAAACACCUAUAACAUAAAUUACUAUUCCAGUGAUUAGAAUGUGUAAGCUUUAUAACAUACAUACAUAAUCAUUUACAUACAUUUGAUCUAAAAAGACAAUUUUAAAAUUGUAUUAAGUAGUAGCAUGUGUGAGAUUAAAGUUUCUUGAGAAAGCACCUCUGUUAUUGCUGAUCUUGGAUAGCUGCAGCCAAAGCUUAAUGUGUGGAAUAAAAUUUCAUUAGCUUACUUGUAUUGAAUUGUGGGAAGUAGAUAAAUCGAAAAAGAUUUAAAAAUUAUUUUAAGCGCUGUAUUCAGAAUUAACAAUCAGAUAUGACUGGUAUUUGUCGAAUGUGACACUUUAGUAAACAUGUUUACCAGAGUGGAACCAUGAAGUUUCAUGAUCUUGCAUCAAAUGUAAAGAAAUAGAAGACAUCAGCAUGACCUAGUCAAUUUAUUGGUGCAUAAAGAUUGCUUUCUGUGCCUAAUUUCUGUGUGCACCUAAAUAUUGAGCAAAUUUAUAACUAUCAUGUGGUUUCUUUACAUACUGCAAUAAAACUUUUAACUGUAGAAAAAUAGUUUGAACUUAUGGAGAGUAAUAUGAUCUUAUAGUUUUCACUUCAUUACAGAUAGUCCCUUUUAAAAGAGUAUUGUCUAAAAUAUUUGUACUUUGUUAAUUUCAUUUAUUCAUACAUUAUGUACUUUUGCUAAAUACGAGUUUGAAAAAUAUCUUUGAGAUUAAAAAUUAAGUGCAAUUUUUUAUAGUGAAAUAUUGUAAGUUAUUUUUCUUUUAUAUAAAAUUUGCAAGUAUAAAUUAUAUGAUUUUUGUAGGUUAUUGUAUUUGGAUUAAAUAAGUAAAAGUCUUAUUGAGAAUCAGAUUACAUUCCUACCUUGCUCCAGCUUUGUUUCUUCAUUACUGUAAUUUUCAAAUGUUUCUCUUAAUCUUCAGGUCUUCAGUAUCUUGACACUUGUUGCCUUGGUAGUAUUAGCAUUAAACUACAUUAUAUUUUUUAUGCGGGCACUUGUGUAAACUUUUUGGUUCCGUUCUGAUAGUGUUCUUAAUAAUAAGGUGUUUUAAUUGGUACAAAAAUAAAAGUUCAAAAGAAUCUUAAUUGAUUUUCCCUUGAGAUAAAUUCAGUACAACUGUUUCCAGCUAAUUGUGAAAUUGGAUAUUAAAUAAUUGCUACCAGGGCUUUGUUUAGAGGGUAAUUUUUAAGAAAUUGUGUUCAACAACAUUCAAAUUGGUUUUUAAUGUCAUGGCCUACUGCUUUUCAAGAAAAGUUUUAAUUCAACCUCGUGUACAAUUGUAUUCCAUGGGUAAGAUUGUUGAUUGUUGCUAUAUAUUAUAGCAUGUCAUUGAAAGUGAUCUUCAAAUUGAAUAUGUUUUCCUUAAUGAUCAUUUUUAUGGUACUUCAGAAAAGUUUUCAAUUUAAAAAUUGUUAAAGAAUUUAAUAAUGCUGUGUGCAAAGAUAUACCAGUGACAAAAUGUUUACUGAUUUCUACAUUAAAUAUAGGCAGUGUUUAGUAACAAUGUGACUAAAAGUUGAAAGAGAAAUAUAGAAAAUUUGAAAAUUUCUGUUUCAAUUUUAUUAAUUUUACAUACGUAUUCAUCAGAACUUUGCUGCAGAUGCAGUUUUGCUGUGUGAUUGUAGUUUCAAACAGUUCUGAAUUUCAGAUAUUAUACUGCUUCUUGUACACUUGUAGAUUUUUAUGAUAAUGAUUGAUGUGCUCGUAUGAUAUUAAGAGAAAAAUUAGACACUGAAUUGUGUGGAAUGAAUGUGAGUAAUAAUGCAUAUCUCCUUUGGUAUUGGCUGUUACUCAGAUAAGAAAUGUCUGGGAAUGCUUAGAGAGUUGUAAGUGGCAAACAAAUCACUUGUUAAUUUGAGUUUGUUCUAAAAUUUGUUUUAAAUGAUUUAGUUUUAAUAAAGAGUAACUGAUAUUCAUUGUUUCAUCGUAUAAAUUGUUGAUAUUUCAUCUAAUAAAAGGCAUACGUUUAUAAAGAUUCCAAUUUUUGUGAGUCUCUUUUGAACUAUGUUCUUUGACUAUGUAGUUUCUAGGGGUUGAUGUAUUUGUAAAGCACAAGAUACAAUUCUGGUGAAUAGUGUGGCUCAUGGAUUCUCCACAGACAUGAAAGAAAAAGAAAAAAAUCAUUUUUCUGAAAUAUUUAAUUUUUGGGAGGUAAAUUUUGUUUGCAGCGUUACCAAGACAAUUUUGAUUAGUAUAAAUUUCUGAAUAUUCUGAACAUUUGGCAUCUGUCAGAUGUUUCUUGUUGACAAUUAAACAAACUAAUUUGAAUAUAUGAAAGUUACAUUCAAAAUUUGUUCUAGGUUUUUCAUAAAUCACACUAUGUGUAUUAAAAAGGGAAGUACUUUAUAUUCCUUACUGUUGAAAGUAAUGAAAUGCAAAAAUUAAUAUUAAUUUCAAAUAAUCUCCAAAUAUAACAGAAGUUUUAUUAACACUAGAAAUAAAGAUGAUGAAACAACAAAAUUUCCUGCUUAUCUAAAUAAGACUUGUAACAGUUCUGCAUGAUAUGUAAUAAAGAACUUAAUCUUUAAUUUAAUUUGUGGUAACAAAUUACUCAAAAGAGAAGGAAAAUUCUGUUUUUGCAAGCAAGAGUAAAUAUACCACCCCAAAGUGAAAUUUGAUUUUUAUUCAGUGGAUCUUGUUUUCAAAUUCAUUAGACCUGUUGAAGUGAACAGUCAUAAAUGAAUAUUUCUUUUUGUAGAGGAAUUUAUUUGUGAUGAGUGUUUGCCUUCUCUCAGCAUUCCUUGCAGAGUUUUAUUUAUUAUAAUUUAUCUCUACUGCAUUUAGAGUCUUAUAAUUUUAAUAUCAUUUGCAUUUGUUUGUGCUUUGGUUAUGCAGCUCCAAGUCUCAAAAUAUAUAUUUCAUUGUUUUUAUGAAUUUUAUUUAAAAUAUUACUGCAAUCUAUUAUUAUACCAAAUUGUUUUAAGAGUAUUUGAACAAAAAUGUUUUAUACUAACCAAAUUUCACAAAAAUGUUUUAUAAAAAUAUCUUGUUCAAUAUUCAUUUGUUUAAUUAUAUUGCAUAACUAUAAUAUUUAUAUUCAAUGUUAUGAGAAAAAUUUUAUGAGCAUAUCAUGUCAAAAAAUGGUUUUUGUUCAUUGCAGCAUUUUCCCCAUACAAUUAUGGAAGUCAGCCUUGUUCUUGUGUAUACAUUGAUUGCAAGAAUGUUUUCUUCCCAUUAGUGAGGUUGUUUCAGUAAAAAGUAUUUGGUUCUCAAAAUAUUGUGCCUGUGUGAUGCUAGUGAAGCAGUUGUGUGUUGCAAUUCCUAAUUUUCGGCUACCUUAGGAGAUGCAAUUAUUUUCCUUUGUGCAGAGAUUUUAUUUCAUUUUAUUUUAUUUUUAUUUUUUUUACAUUCCAGAAGGAGAAACAAAAGUACAAACAAAUCUCUUCCGGAUGAUCUUAUAUUGAAAGAAUGAAUAUCUGUCAUUUCUUAAGUAAGGGCAUCUGGCUUCUAAUGUCACAGUACAAAUUGAGACAUUUUUAUCUUGUAAAUUUUGGCAAGGAAUAAAUGGAUGUUGGAGAUGUUUUCAAACAUACAUUAUGAGUGAUGAAGUGACUUCUGUUCAAUGUCUGAAUGCUACAACAUAUGAUAGACUGCCUUUUCUUUUAUGUUAGCAGUGCAGGUGGUCUAAUGAUGUCCUUACAUAAUAUUAAAGUAAUGUCAAGGUAGUACUUGAAUUUUGUGUUAAUUCCAAUAAUCCUUCCAUUGUUAUUUUCCUUCUUCAAAUAUUUGUGUGGUAUGAAGUUUUAAAAAAUACUCUCUUUAAAAUUAUUAAUAUACAGUUGUGACUCCACAAUUUUCAAUUUUUCAAAUUUUGUAUGAGCUAAUUGUGAAUAAUACAACAUAAUUAAAAGUAAUAUUAUUGCGGAUUAAUGUAGUUUGCAUAUCUUUAAGCAAAACAUCUUAUACUACUAGAAAAUUUAAGUGAACCAAGAGAUGGAAUAUAAUAUAAUAUAUCUCGUAAUUAGCUGAUCCCAAAUUCGUAAUCGACGCGGCAUUAAAUUGUAUCAUUGUUGAUUUCAUAACUACGAACUUGUACAUUGUUACAGUGAAUGAUAAAACUUGAACAUUUAAUGCUGCUUAUUCUUCA
Gryllus bimaculatus (two-spotted cricket) is the source of this 8702-nucleotide messenger RNA. The record is from the annotation of a GenBank genome assembly. Lineage: Eukaryota; Metazoa; Arthropoda; Insecta; Orthoptera; Gryllidae.